AUGGGGUUUCCGGUGGGUUGUACAGAUUUAUUCCUCCCCAAAUUGUUGGUUCACUUGUUGACGGCUUUGGGAUUCGUCCGCAAGUUCGUCUGCGCCGCCCUCUCUCUGCUGGGAUUGGGGGAUUUUCUGGAGCCGGAGGCGGCGGCGUACGGUGCUCGGGUCGAAAUCGGAUCGGAGACAUGCUCCGUCUCGGCGGCUCUGAUUAGGGAGAUACUGCCGGUGGUGAGGUUCUCGGAUUUGGCGGUGGGCGGGGAUCUGGAGCUGCCGGAGAGCUGCGCUGUGUGUUUGUACGAAUUCGGCGGGGAGGACGAGAUCCGGCGGCUGGCAAACUGCCGGCACAUAUUUCACCGGUGCUGCCUGGACCGGUGGAUGGACCAUGAUCAGAAGACGUGCCCGCUGUGUCGGACGCAGUUCGUGCCGGAGGAUAUGCAGGAGGCGUUCAACGAGAAGCUGUGGCUGGCCUCGGGGAUAACGGAUGAGUACUCGCCGAUCGCCGCCGAUCUAUAG
Striga asiatica is the source of this 507-nucleotide messenger RNA. NCBI's taxonomy places the organism in Eukaryota, Viridiplantae, Streptophyta, Magnoliopsida, Lamiales, Orobanchaceae. The record is from the annotation of a GenBank genome assembly.